AGAGAGAGAGAGAGAGAGAGCUUGUUAAAGGGACGCAUGCAGAGCCUCGGUUCGGUGCAACACCAGCCUGCACAACCACCUCACAUCCUCCACCGAUAUACGCCCAAUGUCUUUUUAAUUGAACCCCUUUUACUCCCGCUCGGCAUUGCUGCAGGACUAGGAUGACUGGAAAGACCCUGACCAGCAACGUUACCAACAAGAAUGACCCACGCUCCCUCAACUCCCGCGUCUUCAUCGGCAACCUCAACACGGCCGUGGUAAACAAGAGCGACAUUGAGGCCAUCUUCGCCAAAUACGGCAAGAUCGUGGGCUGCUCGGUGCACAAGGGCUACGCCUUCGUUCAGUACGCCAGCGAGAGGAAUGCCAGGGCAGCAGUGGCCGGGGAGAACACCAGGGUCAUCGCCGGACAAUCACUAGAUAUCAACAUGGCAGGAGAGCCAAAACCAUACAGGCCUAAGAUGGGCUCCAAGAGGCCUCUCUCGUCCCUCUACAGUGGCUACGAGUUUGACUAUGACUACUACAGAGAUGAUUUCUACAGCAGACUCUUUGAGUACCACGGUCGUGUCGUGCCCCCGACCCGUGCUGUGAUCCCCAUCAAACGCUCGCGGCUAGUCGUCCCGUCCACACGCAGAGCCAAAUCCUCCUUUGCAGUCAGGGCCUGUUCUUCCUCCUCCUCCUCUUCCUCCUCCCGAGCGCUCAAUGUCGGCUCUUCCAUCACAGUCCCUAAACUGAAGACAGACCAGCUCCUAACAAUCAAGAAGGAGCUGUCGCAGAUCAAGACAAAGAUCGACUCACUGCUGGGAAGGCUGGAGAGGAUCGAGAGGCAACAUCGCUCUGACGGCGACAUGCAGAGGAAACAAGAGGAGGUGUGUGAGUGUCUCCAUGGUGAUGCAGCAGACUUCUCCGGUGGAGAGGAGGCGGAAGGGACAGCCGAGGUGGAGGCGGGGGAGAUGAUGGACGGCGGCGAAGACGACUUUGAAGAUGAAGGCACCAGCGACAUGGUGAGCAGAUAGAGAAUCACAUAUCGGACAUUGACAACUGAGUAAGGUUUUUUCAAGUUGGGGGAAAAAGGAGCCUACAAUAAGAAGCUGGGAGAACAGAUGCCAGCAAAACCUUCUUGAUCAAGAAGGUGUAUUUGAAAUUAAAGGAAAGCAAAGACGGGAGUGACUGACAGCAGAAGAAGAGUUUUCAAACUUUGUUUUUUCUUUGCUUGUUUACCUCAUUAGAACAUGACACUCCUGAUGUGUACUUCAUCUAAAUGCUGGUUAUGAAUAUUCUCCAGACUUACUGCAAGAUCAACGGCAAAGAGCAAUCAAUCAUCUCCCUUCAAGCUGAUUGCCUUUCUGAGAAAAUAAGGACAAUAUAUUGUGUUCUUAAUAUAUUACGGUCUGUAUUGUGAAUAAGAUGAGACCAUGAAACACCCUCUUUUGUUGUAAUGUUUGUUUUGUUUCUGUGCGUUGAAAACUGUGACGAGCCGCGACGCUGGCAGAGAGCUAAAUAUGAAUGUAAGAGGAACACUUGUUGUUUUAUUCGUACAUUUUGCUGAAAUGUACACAUUAUGUGUAAUUUAUUCACAGUGUCUCCACACAGUGUUGUACGCAUCGUCAUGUUUGUCGUUCGUUAUACAUGAUAAGAUGCAUUUUGUUUACAUUCUGUUUAUGGUUAACAAAAGAUGACUAUUUUUUACUAUCAGCAUGUUAAAAAAUGUGGCUAUUAUUAUGGAUCAUUUGUAUUCAUUGCAUCUGUUGUACAGCUAUGGAUGAUAGCAGUUUUUGAAAUAAACCCGUUCCUCCCAAAAAAAAAA
Molecule: messenger RNA, 1804 nt
Organism: Sebastes umbrosus (honeycomb rockfish)
Lineage: Eukaryota; Metazoa; Chordata; Actinopteri; Perciformes; Sebastidae
Product: RNA-binding Raly-like protein
Exons: 9
Coding region: 162-1013 (283 amino acids)
Cellular component (GO): nucleus
Molecular function (GO): RNA binding
Source: RefSeq, a predicted model, not a curated record